AUGGUUGACGGGGCGAGUGUGACAUACCACGACGGCCCCGUUGGUACCUGUUUGGGCUGGUGGAUGUGGUGUGCGGUGGGUGCGUGUCCGCGUGGCCGGCACCGUGUGCGGCGCAUGGCCAUUGCGGCUGUGCGUGCGGCGCUGCUCGUUGUGUUGGCGCUGGUUGCGGCGGCGGCGUGGAUGCCCGCAGUGCAUGCGGUGGUGUUGCGACUGCGGGGCGGUACGGUGGACAGAGCCAUCACGGUUGGCCGCGCCGUGGACACGGUGCUGAUGGACGGUGUGUCUGUCACGAACGGUGUGGCUGUGGUGUUCGACGUGCCGGCGAUGCUUCCCGGCGCGCUGCGCAUCGAAUUGAGGAACUGCGUGUGCGACGGCGGUGCGCAGAUCUACGUGCGGGGCUACAGCGGUGAGCCGGCGAGUGACCGGAGCCUGGAGGUGGGCGUGAGCGGGCUGUCCGGGAGCUACUGCUCGCUUGUGCUUAUGCACAACCUGCCGGCACACACGAACGUGACGGUCCGUGACUCGAAGAUUGUGACGGCGGGGCCGAUGCGCUACUCGCAGCUGAGCGGGCUGACGGAAGCGGUGGCGUCGCCGCUUGUGCUGCACGCGACGUCGCUGUUGCAGUCGCAGCUGCGUGUGAGCAACACCGUGCUGAGGUCGUCGCAGGCGGGCGGGUCGGCGGUGUACGUUGGCGGCGGUGUGGACCUGCUGUCGAGCGCGGUGGUGUUUGACGGCGUGUCGCUGGAGGCGUCGGGCGGGGCGACCGCGUCCGCGAUGCAUGUGGCGUCCUUGUCGAUUCUCAGUCUGCGGAGCCACUCGGUGUUCUCCGUGACGAACGUCUCGGUUGUGAGCAGCGGCGGCGGCAUUGUGCUUGGAGAGCGUGUUACUGUGUCUGACUCGGUGCUGCGCCUCGUGGGCGUUGAGGGGUCUGUUGCGUCGUCGCUGGUGCGCUGCGACGGUGGGACUGUCGGUGCCGGCGGGUGGCUGGACAUGCACGACGUGUGGGCGGUGGGCGAGGCGUCGUUGGUGGCGUCGCUGUCGGGGGUGACGCUGAGCGGCGGCACCGUGUCGAUUGCGCGCUGCGCUGCCACUGGCGCUACGCUUGUCUCCGGGCUGGCGAUCACGAGCGGGGCCGUGUCGGUGCAGUGCAACCGUGCGGGCGGCCGGGUGCUGCAGAGCAGCGGCGACUACCGCAUGGCCGGCCUGCCCUCCGUGAGCGUGGUGCCGUGCGAUGGCUGUGCAGCCGCGCUGGCGUGCUUUGAUGCGCUGACGGCUUCGUUCUCGGACUGCGUGUGCAGCUGCCGUGCCGGCGGCAUGGGCGAGGCAUGCCUGCCGUUCAACGUGCCGCCUGCGAGGGCCGGCGGUGGUGGCGGCGCGGAGGGCUGCGUGAGUGGCGUGAUGCUGACGGAGUCCGUGACGGUUGGCGGCGGGCGGGCGACGGCGUGCUUCGACUCGGUGGUGUUCAGCGGGCCGAUCACUGUGACGGUGGACCUGCGCUCGAUGGACGUGUUCGCUGACGCGCUGAACGUGACGCUGCGCCACUGCGUGCUUGCGGGCGGCGCGCAGCUGCGGAUUGGUGGUCUCAGCGAGAGCACGGCACGCCCGAUGCCCCGGGCCUUCGUGAACAUGACGAAUGUGACGUCGCUGGAGGGCACGAUCGUGCUGCAUGGCGCGAUGCCGCUGCACUCGAGUGUGCUGCUGGCGAACUCAACGCUGCGCGCGACGGUUGGCGGGUCGCAGUACGUGCCGACGACCCGUGGACACGAGGGAUCCCGGUACGGCACCGCGCUUGUCCUGGACGGUGUCCGGCUUCUGUCGACGCGGUUUGUCAUGACGCGGUCGACGCUGGUGUGUUACGGGGGCUCGUGCGCUGCGAUCCUCGUGGAGCGCGGCCUUGGCGUGAACCUGUCCAGCGCCUUCUACAUGGACAACUGCGCAGUGAGUUCGCGGGCACAUGUGAUGUACGCUCUUGCGUCGGACCUGCGUGUCAGCGGCGGCUCCGUGUUCUCCAUACAGAACAGCUCGUGGAUUGCGCCGAGCAUCGACUUCUACAAAGGCGCGUGUAUGUUCAAGGAAGUUGCGGUGGAUGGCGGCAGCGUACUGCAGAUUGUGUCCAGCACGUUUCGUCUUGGCUUCGCCAUGCUCAUUGCAAACAUGCUGACCGUGACUGACGGCAGCUGGCUGGUGCACCGCAACAACGAGUUCCACACUGCCUACGUUGUGUACGUGGCCAACGAGAACGGCGUGGUGUUUUGCGAUCGGAGUGUGUGGUCGAUACUUGACAACAGUUUUACGUACGGCUCUUAUUCUUCCACUGCGUACAUGACAAGCAUCUGGUCACUGUCAUCCGACGCGCGCCCGAUCAUCUACGGCAUGUGCAACGAGCUAAGGGGCUCUGUCGUGACGAAUUACCAAGAAGACCUCUACAUUAGAAUACCCGUGAGGGUGUUGGACUGUGGCGCGUGCACCGUGGACGCCGUGUGCUUUGCUGCGAGGACGAGCAGCAUCAGUGGCUGUGAGUGCGUGUGCGCUGCUGGCGGCUACGGUGGCACGUGUCUGCCAGCUGCGGUUCCGGACGGCCUUGGGCCGCUCCCGCUCCCCGAUGCGGACGACACGGAGGUCCGCUGCGUGCACGGCGGCAGCAUAAGCUCCGUGGACGAUCCUGAUCCCGGUGUGCGUGGUCUGUGCUUCGUCAACGUGACCUUCACCUCCGCGAUCGUGCUGGACCUGUCGCUUUUUGAGGCUCCAAAACAGACACUCAACAUCACGCUGCUGCAGUGCGUCCUCAUUGGCCUGUCGAUCAGAGGGAGUGGUGCGUGUGUGCACGUGAGCGUGUUCUCCUCGAUUUUGGAUUUGGGUGCUUUGGAGUUUGAGGGUGAUUUUGGCAUGAGCUCCCAGAUACUUGUGGCGGGUAGUGCAAUUGUGACGACGUCGAUUCACUCCAUUCAAUGCCUGAUUUUUUCUUUUGGUGCGAACUCGACGCUGCUGCUACUCGACAACAUCAUUGAAGGGAAAAGUCACGCAGUGCAUUUCUCCGUUGGUGUUGUUGACGGCGGCGGAAUCAUUAUAAAGGGAAACACGCUAAAGGGAGCGGAGGAGGGCGUUCCGUUGGAAUGUGCUGUUUUGUUUGAAUCUGCUAUUGUGAAGAAUGGCGGAUACUUUGACGUUGAGAACAACACGAUGAGCGCAGUCAGUGGCAUUUAUUUUUAUGGGGAUGCCGUCGUGAGCUCCGCGGGGCUGCUGAGAGUGGCGGACUGCAUCUUUUUUGGCAGCACGGAGGAUUUUGAAUCUGCGCUGGUGUAUUUGUACGGCUCGGUGACUCUCGAGGGUGGUGCGCAGUGGCGUGUGACGCGCAACAGCGUGAGUGCAGCAUCAGUAUUAAUUAUAUCGCAUUCCAACUGCAAAAUUCAGCUGUUGGGCAGCGGCAGCACCGUGAUGCUUGCACACAACCGCCAGGUGGACGAUAGCUGUCCUUUUGCUGAGAUGUCUCUGUCAAGCACGCUUGUGGAUUCACCCGCGCGGUUUGUGGUGGGGUGCAACCUGCAGGGCGAUGAGGAGGUGUCGUACGACGGUGUGUUUCCGGAGGGCGUAGUGGUGUUCAGGUGUGGCACAUGCAACGACGACGCGGCGUGCUACAUGCUCGGGACGGAGUCGGUGGACCGCAGCUCGUGCUCGUGCAGCUGCAGGGUCGGAUGGCAUGGCGCGUCGUGUCUUCCCUUCGAGGUGCCCGACACGGUUGUGCCGCCCGUAGCGGAGAGAGCCGUCGACGGCGACACGAGCUGCGUGGUGAACCAGACGCUGACGAGCCUCACGCUGAACAUGUGGAAGACGCACCACUGCUACGCGGGUGUGACGUUCAGCGGCGUGGGUGCUGUGCUGACAUUCUUUCUCAAUCGUAUGCCGCUGCAUCUCCCCAUCAACAUCACGCUCACUGGGUGCACAUUCCGUGAGGGUGCCGCGCUGCAGUUUGUUGGAGGUGUUGGAGUGACCGAGUCAGCCGGCGUCCUGAUCCGCGUGAGCCGGACAGUGAUGAAAUCCUCCGUCGUUUAUUUUUCACUUGCCCUCCCGCUGCACUGCGACAUCGCCGUCACGGAGGUUGAUGCGGAGCAGUCCUUCGAGGUUAAGCUGCCCGUUACUGCAAGCAGCAGGCUGAGCAUUGUGAUGCUGCACGAAUUUGUUUUGACUGCGUCCUCGCUGUUGGUCAGCAACGUCAGGGCACAUGCCUUGAGGUAUGAUGGGUUUGGUUUGUACUCGAUUGGGACGCUGAAGUUGGUGGGUGGCAGCUCGCUGUACGCGCGGUACUGCAGCUUCGAUGGGUACACGCAUCUGUUCUACGUGAAUAUCCUCACUGUGAGUGAUCACUCUGUUUUUGCGUUGCUCAACAAUACAAUGGCCUCCGGAACAAGCCUUCUGCAUCAGCAAGAAAACUUCAUCGUCUCGGAUCACAGCGUGUUUCGCAUGGUGGGGAACAGCGGCUCCGUGUGCAACGCCAUCUACUUACUAAGUUUGUUUACCGUCCAGGGGUAUAGCUGGCUGGACUGGCGUGACAACGACGUGGGGGUGGGUGCGAUGUUUCAUCACUCCAUAAUAACUGCUGGUAACAUCGACAGCAGCAGUGUGGUGACGCUGACGGGCUGCACGAUGGGCUCGACGGGUUUGUCGGUGCCUUUCCUGAAGCGGGUUGGGGCCGGCUACCAGUUCUUUGCAGGGUGCCUGACGGUCGCGGGACGGGUGGUGACGACGGCGGCUGAACUGGAGCUCCACGGCAUCACCAACGUGACGACGGUUGCUGCGUGCGGUGAGUGCACGAAGGACGGCGACUGCUUUGCCCCGCUGACGACGGCUGUCAGCGGCUGCAAGUGCCAGUGCGCUGCUGGAGGGCACGGCGAUGUGUGUGUCCCGGCGCCUGUGCCUGCUGGCCCUCCGCCGCCGCCACUGCCCACUUUGCCGAUUGGUGAGUGCAUCAGCGACAUGGUGUACCCCGAGGUGGCGCAGGCAGUGGGCGGCGGGCUGUCGUGGCUGUGCUACCGCAACGUGACGUUCAGCGGGGGUGGCAUGUGCCUGACGGUGCUGAUAGGGGCGAUGACGGGCGACGUGGUGAAUGUCACGUUCGAUGGAUGCACGUGGAGGGACGGCGCCGUGCUCUUGCUCUUGGGCAACGCGUACGCCGCUGUGGGGUCGCUGAACAUCGUCGUCACCGGCAACACGUUUAUUGACGCGCUGCUUAGCCCGGAGGGUGUGUUCCCACCGCACACGAACAUCACGAUCAGUGGGAACCGCUUUACGGUCACGAGGCUGAUCCCUAGGUCUGGUUUGGACCUUAGGGGACCGUCGUGUGUUGCGAUGAAUGAUCUGGUGAUUACCAACGACUCCGCGGUGGUGCUCAGCGGCAACGUGUUUCAGACCGUGAGGGCAUUGUCAAGCGCCAUCCGCGUUCUCAGAUCUGCGCUGAGGGUGUCGUGGCACUCCGUGUUUGCGGUGGUGGGCAACGCGUUUCAUAUGUACGGCGGUAACGGUACCUUGAUAUAUCUUGAGGGGUCUAGCCAAUCCUCAUCGCUGAAUGUAAUUAACAACUCUGCCGUGGUGAUUCGAGGCAACGUUGUGACAAGUCCAGUGAAGCGCUUCAUGUUACUUUCUUGGGCAUCCUAUGUAGAGUCCCAGUCAGCGGUUGUGUUUCAGGGCAACGACAUGCAGGGAAGCUCGGUUGUGUUUAUCUCAGGCUACUCCUCCAGCAUUUACUACAACUCCUGGCUGCAGUUGAGCGACAACCUCUGCCGCGUGUCCCCAUCGGUUGUUUUUUCCCUCCUGAACCCCAGGGUGAAUCUCCGCGACUCCACGGUGUCUGUUUCCGGCAACCAAUUCAUGUCCAGCACGGACACGCCGAGAGUGCUGUGGAUAAUUUCAGGGUCUGACGACCUCACAAACGGCGUGGUUGUGGUUGCGUGCAACACCGUGAACGGCGAGGAGGGGGUGAAAUACAGCAUCCCAUCCGCGUACAAUGCCACCAUUCUGACCUGCAGCGACCCAUGCGCCCUUGCGGCGUCGUGCUUCCCCGCGUACACGACGACGGCGUCGAGUGAUGGCUGCGCCUGCACGUGCGCUGAGGGCGGCCACGGCGAUGCGUGCCUGCCCGUUGCUGUCCCCGAGCCACCGAGUACCGACGGCGCCGACUUGUGCGUGCGGGACGUGCGUGUGGAUGUGGAGGUGAACGUCGGUCCUGGGACGUCGGUGGCGUGCUACGUUGGUGUGACCUUUGCGGCAGACGUCUUUGUGGACGUGGAGUUGAUGUCAGGGAGCGUGCGCAACGUGACGCUGGCGAACUGCACGUUUUUGGACGGAGCGAGCCUGUACGUUGUUGGGUGGCGGUCCGAUCCGACUGCUGGCCAGUGUGCUGUUGUGUUGAUCAGCGGGCUUGAGUCGCGCUCCGGCGGCGGCGUGGUGGUGGCGAACCGAUACCCGCCGGACUCGCGCGUCACUGUGGUGGACUCGGUGCUGAUUGCGGAGGCGCGUGUUGCGUACCGCGGCGCCUACGACCUUGGCGACGCCUCCGCGUGCCUCGUGUUACACAACGUGAAUCUGACGGGGAGUGUGCUGGCCAUCGCACGCACGCAAUUGGCGGCGGUGUUCCGCGACGCUGUUGGCGUGUUGGUGGUUGGCGGCGUGGCGCUGUCGUCGCGCGGUGCGCUGUACGUGGACGGGCUUUUUGUGCAGACGGCGCUGGGGCUGUGCGUGUCUGUGGAGGGCGGUGUUGCGGCAAUUGGCGGCUCUGUUGCGGCGUUUGUUGACAGCGACUUCCUGCUGUGCAAGCACGCGGUGUCUGUGCGUGGGGCUGUGAGCGUGUCGGGCUCCGCUGUGGCACUUGUGCGGAGCGACUUUGUGUCGACGGGGGACUACGCGGUGGCGUUUUAUUCGACGGUGAGCCUUGCCGGCGGGUCGAUGCUGCUGGCGAAGGGCAACGUGCACGACGGCGUCUUGAGGGAGAUGCUCUACGCCGCUGGUGCCGUGAACGCUGCUGGGAGCACGCUGAGCUUUGUGCGCAACCGAGGACUGUUGCCGCGGAUGCUGUCGCUGAGCCUGUCGCUUGUGGCUGGGGCGCAUUUGAGGGUGGCGUGCAACGACGCUGGUGGAAUUGUCCUGUCGACGGCGGAGGAGUACGCAGCGGCCGGCUUUGGCGACGCUGGGAGGAUUGACGUUGUUGGGUGCGACGACUGCGACAGGGAGACGCACUGCUACGCUUCCGGGACGGCGUCGGCGAGCAUGAGGAACGGUGUGUGCGUGUGCGUGUGCGGCAGCGGCGGGUACGGCGAGGCGUGCGUGCCUGUGGGAGCUCCCGUGCUGCCGCCUGCUGCGGGCACUGCGUCGAGUGUGUUUUUCCGCGAGGGCGUGACGGUGCGGUCGGUGUUCGUUGUGCCUGCCGGCGUGAGCGAGGUAACGCUGCGCCACGUUGUGCUGGACGGCGUGAGUCCUGUGCUGUACGUGCCGUGGAUGGCGCGGGACGGCGUGCGGAUCGUUGUGCAGAACGUGUCGCUGCUGAACGGCGCCGUGCUGUACGUGAUGGGCGGUGGAGCGUUGCGCGGUGCGGGAGCGGCGGGGAGCGACGAGAGCGGGCCGGUGGAGCUGUCGGUGUGCGAUGUGGAGGCGCUGAACGGUGCGCUUGUGCUGACCGGCACGUUUCCCGCGGGGUCCGUGCUGACGGUGACCGACUCCCUGCUGGUUGCCGCGAGGUUGACGCCGCUUGUGUAUCUUCCCGGCUCGCGGUCCUCGCCGUACGCACCGCUGCUGGUGCUGUCGGGCCUGCGGCUCGUGCGGUCCGUGCUGGUUGUGUCUGGCGUUGCUCUCGUGACCGUGAUGACUGGUGGGCGGACGGUGGUGGUGGACGGUGCCGUGCUGGAGCUUGUCGGUGGCGGUGUCGCGCUGGACGCGGCUGUGUUCGGUGGCGACUAUGCGUUGUACGCGAGUGCGCGCGUGGUUGCGUCGGGGGGCGCUGUGCUGCGCGUGUCGGGGAGCCAGGUGUACGCCGCGCAUGGAUUGGUGUUUGACGGCGGGAUGGUGGCCAACGCGUCCGCCGUCGUGGUGAACGACAACGCCGGUGCGCUGACCGGUGGCGCGCUGCUGGUGCUGCGUGGGUCGGCGUUGUUUGUGUCCGGGUCGUGGCUGUCGGUGCGCGGCAACAGCAUCAGCGGCAAGCUCCUGUCGGUGCCGUCGUACCCGCGCAGUGCGGAAUUUGUGCAGAGCACGCUGACGCUCCACGGGAACGCUGGCAGCGGGGCCGUCGUGAUGGACGGCACCGUUGCGCUUGGGGGCGCCAGUCGAAGGUUCGUCGUGGGGUGCCUGGCGCUCAACGGGCAGGCGCUGGAGCCGAUGGACUACAGGUCUGCCGGCAUUAUCGGGGAAUUCCGUCCUGUGGCGUGUGGCAUGUGCGACGCCGACGUGCACUGCUUUGCAGCAGCGACGAGGGCGAUGUCGGGGUCGUGCCGCUGCCGCUGUGCUGAGGGCGGGUACGGGCGCGACUGCCUGCCGGUGUACCUGCCGCACGUGGACGGGUGCAACCGCACUCCCGGCAUGCCGCUGCUGAGCCACACGGCAACGCUGACGGAGACGCACAGCCUGACGCCAACGUGGACGCCGAGCCUGAGCACGGCGCACUACAGUCCGACGCAGCACGGGCCGACGGAGACACUGCAGGUGACGGAGACGGUGGCGCUGCUGCCCACGCGGAGUCCAACGGCGUCGGUGAGUAGCACGCUGUGGUGGAGCGACGUGGCGUGCCCGACGCUCGCCGUGACGACGACGACGGCUGGCGGGAGCCUGACGCAGAACGACAUUCGCGGCGGUGGGAGCGCCGUUCCAACGCUGCUGAUGGUGGCGCUGCCGCCGCCGUUUCGAUGGGCACGCGACCCGCAGCUCGGCACGCACCUGAGCUUUGUGCUGGUUUCAACGGCGCAGCCGAGCGGGUUUGGCGGUCCGUGGGGAGCGAUGCUGCGCAACGCGACGUGGGUGCGCAACGCGACGAAUCCGUCCACCGUCCUGGAGCUGGCUGUGCCUGUGCACCGCGGUUACUUCAUUGCUGCCGACGAGACGAUUUUCAUUCGCUGCGACGCUGCGGCGGUGUCCGGCGGCUGCAAGGGUGUGCUGCUUGGGUCCUUCACGAUCAGGUCCGACACGCUGCCCGCCGCUGCCAGCGCCCUCUCGGCGAUAACCGGCGUCGUUGCGGGUGCGGCUGCUGUUGCCGUGGUGGUGACGGGCGGGCUGGGCUCCAUUCUGGAGAUGCAGGCACUUGGCGUGUUUGCAAGGAUGUCGUGCGCCUCGGCGCAGGAGCGUGCGAGCACCGUUGCGCUGCCGUACUUCCUCUCGGUGUUUGCUGCCCUUGACCCGCUGUGGAUGGUGGUGGGCAACGCGCUGCUUGUCGCUGUGUUUGGGUGCGUGCACUGCGGUGUGACGGCUGCCUUUCAGCGGUGGCGCGGCGUGGACGCGGCGAGUGCGUGGGCGGCGAUGCGCUUCCCUAGUCUGACGUACGUUGUGGCGCACGCGAUGCACCUCGGCAUAUUUUUUGGCUCCGUGCUUGCACUGGCGAUGCCCGGCGCCCGCGUUCAGCACCGCGUGAUUGGUGUCGUCGGCGUGCUGUACGUUGUGGCGUUCCCUGCUGGCGUGUGCUACUUCAUUGCCCGCCACGUGGGCGCGAGCUUCACGAAGUACUGGCAGUUUUUGAGGAAGCCGCUGCACGAGCGCCUGCUCUACCCCGUCGGGUAUUGGUAUCCCGCGGCGCAGCAGCGGAUGUACGGCAGCAUGCUGACGAACAUGAAGGGCAGCUACGUGUAUUGGUGCGUGUUCCAGCUGUCGGUGCUGUGUGUGGUGUGCCUGAUUGCUGCUGCGCACCCGCUCGUGGGAAGCUGCCACGUCCAGUACUUCUGCAUGGCGGCUGUGCUGCUUGCGGGUGCGGGCGUGGUUGCCUUCACGAACAUGAUGCGCUCGGCCUUCCUGACAAUGAUGCGCACGGUGAGCUUUGUGCUGCUUGCGGCGCUGUGCGUGGUGAGCGCGGCCAACCACCUUGUGCCAAGCGACGGCGGUGCGAGAGCGUACGCGGCCAUCUUGCUGCUGCUGACCGCUGUGCUGCUUGCAGUCACUGUGUACGGCGUCGUUGUGUGGUACGCGGAGGACCGCCACUGGCAGGAGCUGCGUGAGCCGCAGCGUGGAGGGCUGGAGGCGCUGCUGCGCGAUGGCGAGGAGAGCGACGAGGACGUGCAGAAGCCGCACGAAAUGACUUCAUUGUCGUAUGCCUCAGGCACCACCGUUGCGUCGUCGUACCGACCACCUGCACCGUCGCAGCCCAUGGCCGGUGACACCCGCCCAGACGCCCAGAGCCUUCUCGACCGUUUAUCCAUUGCGAGCUGUACGGUUGAUCACGCUCUUCUGUGA
Trypanosoma cruzi is the source of this 10416-nucleotide messenger RNA. RefSeq names its product dispersed gene family protein 1 (DGF-1), putative. Bases 1 to 10416 code for a protein of 3471 amino acids. Lineage: Eukaryota; Euglenozoa; Kinetoplastea; Trypanosomatida; Trypanosomatidae. Gene Ontology annotation, molecular function: Notch binding. The record is from RefSeq and is a predicted model, not a curated record. The transcript has a single exon.